This is a messenger RNA of Tricharina praecox, 1371 nucleotides long. RefSeq lists its product as uncharacterized. The record is from RefSeq and is a predicted model, not a curated record. The transcript is spliced from 3 exons. NCBI's taxonomy places the organism in Eukaryota, Fungi, Ascomycota, Pezizomycetes, Pezizales, Pyronemataceae. The coding region runs from base 315 to 1214 and encodes 299 amino acids.
AUAGUAGAGUACUGGUACACCUAGUACACCUGCAUACACGCAGACCUUACUCUAAUCUAGCCCCCGCCCCAUCAGGUUCCCACUCGCUGGGGGUGGAAGGGAUCGAGUUGAUCGAGUUGUGGUUACCACUGCCGCCACUGCCACCAGUGCACCCCCACCGGGCGGUCGAAGAAGGAGGGCGGCCGGCCACGAUGGACGCCAAUAUGUAUUGUACAUAAAGUGCAUUGCCGCCGCCUUCUGCCUGCGUGGCCCUCUGCUCGACACAAGCAAAUAACCAACCAAGCAACCAACUAGUAACCACUCUUUACCGAAUCAUGUACGCCAAAACAACCUUUUGGACUGCGGCCGCGGCGGCGCUCUUCCAGCUCGCCAUCGUGAACGCUGAGAAGCAGACGAUCGAGUACACCUUCACGCCCGGCGGCGAGUUCGACUGCAAUGCGGGAGCUCUGAACAGAACCUGCGGUCCAGGAGAUCCGUACGGAGGCUGUGUCUACGCCCCUGAGGCAGAGACCCCGAGCUUGUGGUGCUGUCCUGCUGGCGACCUCUCCUGCUGGGGCUGGUCCACCGACUGCAAGUCCGGAUCGAAACAAUGCAAAUCCGACGGGAACAGUAAGCCCUCCCGUCCUUUCCCUCCCAUCCCUUCCCAUCCCUUCCCCUCCUUCUCCUCCGGCACUAACCCCCCUCCCCCUUCAGCCUGGUGCUGCGACGCGCAAUACGAAGAAUGCGAAUACACGGGGGGCAAGGUAAACCUGUGCCUUCUCCGUCAGGACGUAUUCCCGAACCCGCAGGCGGAGCUGCCCGCCAAAAAGGAGUUCGGCGACAAGCUCGACGCAGUGUCCACCAAGAUCGUAGUCGACGUCGCCGCGCAGACGUCGAAGCCUUCGGCGAGCUCGGCGUCGAAGGGGAGUUCGGCGACGGCGACGGCUACGAGGUCCGGCGCUGUUGCGAGUGCGAGUGCGAGUGUGAGUGUGUCUAAGGGGGACGAUGAGACGUUUACGAGGACGCGUUCCACGUCGUCGGCUCCGGGCAGCGCUGAGGCGACGACGGAGGAUGCGAGCUCCACGGCGGCUGAGGCGACGAAUUCUGCGGCCGGCGAGGUGACUGGAUCGGCGGUGCCGGAGGUCUCGACUGGUGCCGGCGGCAGGAACGGUGCGCAGAUGGCGAUGCCCGUGGGUGGUGUGCUGGUCGGGUUUGUUGUUGCUAUGCUGGGUUGAUCGGAGCAAGUACGGCCGAAUGGCAGGACUGGACGGGACUGGACGAGUAUGUAAUUUGUAAUUGAGAGAUGUGUACUUAGAUAGCGGUUGCUCUGUAUUCUACAUUCUGAUACUUACUAUACUAUAUACCUAUACGUCCGCGCAAUGGCAUACCUAG